This is a messenger RNA of Brassica napus (rape), 2117 nucleotides long. RefSeq names its product plant-specific TFIIB-related protein 2. The record is from RefSeq and is a predicted model, not a curated record. NCBI's taxonomy places the organism in Eukaryota, Viridiplantae, Streptophyta, Magnoliopsida, Brassicales, Brassicaceae. Gene Ontology annotation, molecular function: TBP-class protein binding. The transcript has 2 exons. Gene Ontology annotation, cellular component: transcription preinitiation complex; nucleus. Bases 504 to 1493 code for a protein of 329 amino acids. Gene Ontology annotation, biological process: DNA-templated transcription initiation; transcription preinitiation complex assembly.
AUUCAACAACAACUCGUCACACGCAAAGAAAUACUUUGACUUGAUGAGAAUAAAGAGAAAGGAUGGAGUUUCUUAUAUAGGAGAAGGGAAGGGAGGUAGGUUUUCUAUACAUCCAAUGUGGGACAAAGUAAAAAGAGAGAAUUAGACUUUAAUUUUUAAUAAAGGCCAAACUGGCCCACCAGAAAAAUCUGGGUCGUUACAAAAUAUUGUAUAUUUAAAAGAGAAAUUACAUGCCCAAAAUCUAUAUUAUUUUAAUUUAAAAAGAUGCAUAAUAAAUAAAUUUGAAGGUGUGAAUCUAGAAAAAGGAAAUUUUCCUUUAUUAAUAGUAGACUUGUAAAACCAAUCAUCGAAAUCCUCUUAGGAAAAGGAAACUUAACUUUAGUCCAUUCUCAUCCGUCACCAUCUCCUAUAAAAACAACAACAACUUACAUCAAACCUCAAGUAUCAACCCAUCAAAACAAUCAUCCCACAAGAACAAAGAAACACUUAACAUCUGAGAAAUAAUGGACACUUGCUUGGACUGCAAGAGAGCCACUGAAACAGUGAUCGACAUAAGAACCGGCGACACAAUCUGCACAGAGUGUAGCCUCGUCAUCUCCGAUCACUACAUCGACGACAGCCAAGAAUGGAGAACGUUCGCCAACGACGAUAACAGCAGCGACCGAGACCCUAACCGCGUCGGUGCUCCUACCAACCCUCUUCUCAAAUCCGGAGGUAUCGGCACCAUCAUCGACAAAACUACCUCCAACUCCAAGAAUGACUUGUGCCGCGUCGAGAAUCUCGUCAGGAACUCUGAAGAGGAUAUGAUCGUGAAAGCGUGCAAAGAAAUCAAGAGAAUGACGGAUGAUCUAGGUCUUGUUAGCAGUGUCGAGUUUAGGGCUUGCGAGAUUGUGUCCAAGUUAGAUGGUGACUAUAGGAAGAGACUAAGCAGACAGAAACACUUUGUCGCUGUCUGCGCGGCUUCUGUUUCGACGGCUUGUCGUGAGAUGAAUCUCUCGAGGACGUUGAAAGAGAUCUCUAUGGUGGCUCACGGUGUGAGUUUGAAAGAAAUAAAUAGAGCUAGUAUGGCUAUAAGGCGUCUACUCGAGUCAGAUCAAGGGGAGACGACAGAUUCUUCUUCUUGUGCUGCUCCUCAGGUGAUUAUCAAAACAAGAGAACUUGUACGCCGGUUCUGUUCUAAACUAAACAUAAAGGAAAGAGAGACAAAGGCCAUUGGAGAAGCUGUUGAAGUAGCUGAGAAUUACGAUAUCCGGAGAAACCCUAAGUCGGUUCUUGCUGCUAUUAUCUUCAUGAUAUGUCAGCUGUCUCAGAAAAAUAGGAGACCUACUCGAGAAAUUGCGAUCGCUGCGGAAGUUGUGGAGAAUACUAUCAAGAGCUCUGCUAAGGAUAUGUACCCGUACGCAUCAAAGAUUAUACCCGAAUGGUAUGCUUCUGAAGAAAAGGUCCAGAGGUUAGGAGGUAUCAUAGGAUCUUGGGAUGCUGCAAAACUUUAACACAUAGGGAAAGCCUCUAGUCGCGUAAGAAGUUUUAGAAUUUAUCUCGUAGAAGUAGAUCGCUUAGAUAUAUGCUCUGAUUAAAGAUUUAUGCUAUCUUUUUCCAUUAUUUAUAUAACAAAAAUGUAUCUAGCUGCAAGUAGAGAAUUAAUAGGAUCUAUGUUUACAUAUAUGGUUGAAUAAACAACCUUUUUGAGAAGCUUAGAAGAGGUUAAAUCACAUUCACAUGUCUCGAUAUUUUUUUUUUUGUAUUGGUAUUUUUAUUAAAGCAAUCUACUAUUUCAUAUCUAGUCUAGCUUGUAAUAUAAUAAAAUCUUUGUUGUUAGCUUUAAAACACCACUAGAUUUUGAUCCGCGCUUUGCAAGCGCAUAAUAUUUUAUCAUGAAUUUUUUUACUAAUAUAUUUUGUUAAUUUGUAAGAAUUUUUUGUAUUUAAAAUAAUUUUCAUUUAAAUCAGUGUUUUUAAAUUUGACCCGAACCCGCGGUCAAACCGAGUAAUCCGGUGAUUCGAUAUAUUAUAAUCAGUUUAAAUUUGUGUUAAGCAUUUUUAUGUAGAUACAAUAUUUUUGGAACAUUUUUCAUAAUUAUUUUUGCUAUUAUAUUUAUUGUACAAUUUAUAACUUUA